Messenger RNA from Aspergillus welwitschiae, 822 nucleotides. RefSeq lists its product as uncharacterized. Bases 1 to 822 code for a protein of 273 amino acids. The transcript has 4 exons. The record is from RefSeq and is a predicted model, not a curated record. NCBI's taxonomy places the organism in Eukaryota, Fungi, Ascomycota, Eurotiomycetes, Eurotiales, Aspergillaceae.
AUGGCUGAAAGUGACAACCAGUUCCUUGUGCUCGGAGCUUGUCUCUCAGCGCUUGGACGCUUGGAGACAUUUCCUGACUCUUCAUGGGAAGCUGUACGAGUAUGUGCGGUCGAAAUUGCCGCUAAAGUCCGUCCAGUGGUGGUGGCUGUCUUGAAAGAGGUCCAGGAGGCCACCGUGGAGCUCUAUGGUUUUGUGGUGGCUGCAUUCAGAGCUAUCAAGCAAUGGUUUGCCUGCAAGGAACAGGCCAGCCACGAGCAUGAUGAACAGGCGCGAAAUGCUUGGUGCAAACGUGUCGUUCUCAUCGUGACAGUAAAGUCGAGUAGGUCCUACAAGGCAAUCAAGGACGCCAUAGGAAUUGAUAACGACUCUCCCCCCUUUACUCGGGCCUGCAGCCAGACUGAGUCACUUCCACCACCACCCUCAUUCAUGCGCCAUUUUGCCAAAUUCGAACACGGAUCGUUCUUCGGGCUCGUCGGCCCCGAUAUGACUGACAAGGAAGGUGGUGGUGUCUGCUGGGAAGAGGAAAAGGUCCGAAGCAUAGAUGGGAUCGAAGAGGUCGGGUUGGUCACUUACGAUAACGAAGCAAUAAUUGAGUCAUUUUACAACCCCCUGCGAAAAGCAUGGGGAAGAUAUGACACUAUCUGGUGGAACUGUACUGAUUUCACCAUCCGACUAGCAUGUAUGAUUCUGCCAGACCCUGACCACAAGCAGCUCCUGCGACGACUGCUGCUAUUUGUCUGUGACUCUCGCCUGUGGGCUCUCAAGUACGCCUUAACAAAUCGCACGGGAGAAUGUUUACGACGGGCUGGGCUGGUGCCAUGA